Molecule: messenger RNA, 923 nt
Organism: Bolinopsis microptera
Lineage: Eukaryota; Metazoa; Ctenophora; Tentaculata; Lobata; Bolinopsidae
Exons: 4
Coding region: 206-799 (197 amino acids)
Biological process (GO): intracellular protein transport; vesicle-mediated transport
Cellular component (GO): cytoplasm
Molecular function (GO): GTP binding; GTPase activity
Source: RefSeq, a predicted model, not a curated record
CGUCAAGCUUCAUGUUUUAUCUGUCUACCUUACUUACACUUCGUUAUUUCUACCAGAAGUGACAGAUCAGCAAUCACCUGUCUUCAAGUGUUUUAAUCUAGUUUUAUCAUGUUUAAUAGUUACACCUCUGCUAGUAACAGAAACCAUUGAUACUUUGCUUUUUGCCACUUGAUACUUUGUUUCCUGCUCCUCCUAUUCCUCUCUGAUGGGUUGUGGCUGGUCGUGGCUGACAAAGAAAGAGGAAGCGUUUGUCCCCAAGUCAAUACCCCAGGACAUACCCAGCGUGUUAUUAUUAGGGCUGGACGGUGCAGGCAAGUCCUGUCUCUUCUACAGGAUGAAGAUUAAAGUGUGCUUUACUACUCAGCCUACUACUGGUUACAAUGUGGACGUGUUUACCCCUGUCAAGGGUUUAAGGUUUGCGAUGUGGGAUAUCGGAGGUGGAGCUAAGUUGAGGAAAUUGUGGAGCAACUACUACGCGGCCUGCAGAGCUGUUAUCUUCAUGGUGGACAGUGCUAAUCACUCAAAGUUCCAGGAAGCCAGGUCAGCUCUACACGAUUGUAUGUCAAACCCAGCCAUGCCUGAUUACGCUCCUGUCAUCAUACUGGCGAACAAGCAGGACGAACAAAAUGCAGCAACUCCGGAACAGAUAUCCAUGUUCCUUGACAUACAUCAACUAGGCAGGAACCACCCCUGUACAGUGAUAGGCACCUCUGUGAUAAAGAAUGCGGGUGUUCUGGAGUCAAUGGUACAACUCAAACACAUGCUCAAGAGUACCAGCCAGCUCAAAUACUGGACGUGAUUUUAAUGUGACAGCUAUUUUUGUUAUUUUUCUAUAUGAAGGAACUUGUAUUUACUAUACUUUGUUUUGAGGAGGAUGGAUUACAUUUAUGUAAUUGUAACGUGAUAAUUUUGAAAUAACAAUA